AUGUCUGAUAUUGAGCUCAUUUAUAGCCCCGGAGCCUGCUCCUUGGCCCCGCAUAUCCUUCUGCAUGAGAUAAAAGCGAAAUUCAACCUUCGGAAAGAACAAGUUGGCAAAUUCUCGCCUGAGCUCCUUGCUUUGAACCCAAAAGCCAGAAUUCCUGUCCUCCUCAUUGGAGACACAUUGAUUACCGAAAACCCGGCAAUCAUGACAGCAAUCUCGGGUCUUGCUCCUGACAAGCAGCUUAUGGGAAAACCAAACACCAUCGAGGCAGCGCAUGUGAUGGAAUGGCUUGCUUGGCUAUCGGGAACUCUUCACGGAAACGCCUUCGCACUCCUGCUACGACCAGCACGGUUUUCGGACAAUGCCGCGCAUCAUAAGGAGCUGCAAGCGAAGGGCAAAGCAUUGAUACAGAAUUGUUUUGAAGCUAUUGAAGGUCGACUACAGGGAGACUCGGAAUAUGCAGUUGGUAGCCGCUUUACUGCCGUCGAUGCUUUCCUAUUUGUCUUCUAUCGAUGGGCUAGGCUUAUUUUUGACUGGGAUCUGGAGGCUUUAUAUCCCAAAUACACCAGUUUGGCAAUUUCUGUGGCUGCGAGGCCGUCGGCCAUUUCAGCGCUUGCUGCAGAAGGCGUGUCUUCGACCGUGGAAGUCCAGCACACUUUGUGA
Molecule: messenger RNA, 660 nt
Organism: Penicillium chermesinum
Lineage: Eukaryota; Fungi; Ascomycota; Eurotiomycetes; Eurotiales; Aspergillaceae
Product: glutathione S-transferase GST-6.0
Exons: 1
Coding region: 1-660 (219 amino acids)
Source: RefSeq, a predicted model, not a curated record